AUGAAACAGCUGGUCAACACUUGAUUCGUACAACAACAAUCUCGUAUCGCAAGGAGUUCAUGCUUUGAAAAAGGCAAAACUAAUGGCUCAUCAGUUACGGAAACUAUACCCAGAAAUCAGAAGCGAUUCAAUAGAAAGAUAAAACUUGAAGAAACAAACGAAAAACUACCGAAAUGUAGAAUAUGGUGUGAAGCUGACACGAAAGCUUUUAUUUCAAUUUCGAGUGACUAG
Messenger RNA from Adineta ricciae, 231 nucleotides. The record is from the annotation of a GenBank genome assembly. Lineage: Eukaryota; Metazoa; Rotifera; Eurotatoria; Adinetida; Adinetidae.